AUGAGCGCCCUCGACGCCGCCCAGCUCGCGAUCUUUGCCCUCCUCAGCCUCCCAGUCCUCUACCUCAUCUACAGCCAUGGCCGUCGUGGAUUCCUAGGCUGGGGCUUCCUGCUUAUCUUUUGCAUCCUGCGACUGACCGGUGCUGGCAUGGCCAUCAGCAACUCCGGUCCUAGUGCGCAGAUUAUAUCCAGCAUUGGGCUGUCCCCGAUGCUGCUCUCGCUUGAUGGGAUUUUGCACGAGGCGAGGACAUAUCGCUAUAAAACACUGAAUAAAGGCCUCGAAUACGCAUUCAUGGCUGUCUUCCAUAUCCUCAUCGUCACCGGCGUCGCACUCGUUGGAACCGGGGCAGGAGGGUUGACAGGAGAACACCCCGAGUCUAGCGAUCUAACCCAUCUCAAAGCCGGAAUGGCUCUGUUAGAGAUUGGCUGGGGUAUAUUGCUUCUAUGGACACUGUGGACGUUGAAGGAUGGAAGUGAUAACGUCGCAACAGCGCAGGAGGGGAGUGUUCUCCUAUAUGGUGUGCUUGUCGCGCUGUUGAUUGAAGAGAUCCAGCUCGUGUACUCCCUCGUGGCGCAGUGUACGCAGCGCGCAGACUUGAAUGCGACGACGGGGAAUCUGGCGGUUCGGGUGGUGCUGGGGUUUUUGCCUGGAGUUGGUGCGACGGCUGUGCUGGUCGCUGUGGGAGUUUGGACGAGGAGUGUUUCUUCAUCUAAAGGUGGGAAUGGGCAUGAUUCGAGGCGGGGUGGGUGGGUUUAG
Molecule: messenger RNA, 756 nt
Organism: Aspergillus versicolor CBS 583.65
Lineage: Eukaryota; Fungi; Ascomycota; Eurotiomycetes; Eurotiales; Aspergillaceae
Exons: 3
Coding region: 1-756 (251 amino acids)
Source: RefSeq, a predicted model, not a curated record